Molecule: messenger RNA, 1594 nt
Organism: Nymphaea colorata (pocket water lily)
Lineage: Eukaryota; Viridiplantae; Streptophyta; Magnoliopsida; Nymphaeales; Nymphaeaceae
Product: (-)-isopiperitenone reductase-like
Exons: 6
Coding region: 840-1466 (208 amino acids)
Cellular component (GO): membrane
Source: RefSeq, a predicted model, not a curated record
AUGAUGGUUUCACUGUGUUUGAUGGCUAGAAGUAUGUUUUUGAAAAGAAAUUUUUAAAAAUUUAUUUAUAAAUUUGGUAGAUGAGAAAUAAAAUUUUAUAUUUUCAAAACCACGUUGUGUUUGUUAAUUUGAAAUUAAUUUUUUGAAAAUAAAUUUCAUUGUUUGAUGGCGAGGGAGGAAAAAUCGAUGGAAAUGGUGGGUUGAUCAAAAGAUGUGGCUGAAAGAGGAAACAGGGAGCGAGGGAGGAAGAAGGGAAGGAGGAAAGAGGAACAAAAGAGAGGGGGAGGGAGGAAGAAGGGAAGGAGGAAGGAGAAAGAAGGGAGGCAGCAACUCAUUCGUUGAUCGUUCUUGGGGAUUUUGGGGCCAAUGGAUUCCCCUCGGAUUAAUCUGUGGAUGGAAGGUGGAAUCACGGCUAUUGUAGUAGUGUAGAGCAAGAUUCAAGCAGUGAAAGACGACCCAGGCUCUGCCCUGUCUUUCCACCGACCAGUUCCUAUUUCCAAGGCUUUUUCGGAUAUUUUGUUGGUUUCCAUGUCAUUCGAUCUGUAACAUCUAGGAGAUCAUAUCUACCAAUUUUGAAGCUGGUCGGACCACGGACCACGAAACUGGAGGAGAUGAUCUGGCGGGAAACGGCGACGCCCAGAACUGAACUCCGUCACAGGCGACAGGCGUCCCGAAUCUUCAAUCUCAACAGUCUGCUGGAGAGUGCUCAGAUUUCUCUCAAAAUUGGAGCGUGGCUGGUGCUCUUGUUGAGAACCAAGUAAAUAAUGCUGGUGUUACCAACUCAGUGAUAGAUUGGGACUUCAUGGAAAGGAACAACAUCGACACAAGAACCAUCGUGGAUGACUGCUCGUAGGCCACAAGACGAACUUUCAGCCUCUGCUCAACAGUUCCUGCAAGAGGCGGCACAGUUGGGGAGGAAGAAGGUCAUCUUCCACACUCUGGAUAUUACUCAACAGCAGAGUGUGAUGGAUUUCGUCGACUGGUUGAAGCUACAUGUUGGAUUUAUCGACAAUCUGGUAAACAAAGCUGCUGUUCUAAAUGCUGAUUGGAAGUUCUUGGAAAAUGUAGACAUGAGAACCUUUCUGGAUUAUACACAGGUAAAUCCUCCAUGCUUGAACGGGAUACUGGUGAAGCAGGAGUCGGCUAAGGACUGCAUAGAGACCAACUUCUACGGAACCAACAGGGUGACCAAGGCGCUGCUCCCUCUCCUGCGCCCCUCUUCUUACAAGCCCGGGAUUGUCAACGUCUCCUCUGUCUACGGACUACUGCUUCCGUUUCUCAGGGAUGAUGAGUUGAGGAAACAAUUGACCGAUACAAGGGGGUUGACAGAGCAAAAGAUUGAUGAGUUGUUAGACAUGUUCCAAUGUGAAAUCCAAACAGGGCAUGGAGAAAUGGCCCAUCAAGUUUCCCUCUUAUUCUGUCUCCAAGAUUGCGUUGAACGCAUACACGAGGCUUUUGGCCCUUGAAUCGGGCUUGUGUCAACAGUGUGCACCCUCGCUAUGUGAUGACUGACAUGACCUUUGGCACUGGCGGCCUCCUCUCCGGCCGAAGGUACUGCGAAUUUGGUGCACACUGCUCUUCUGCCUGCCGGCGG